Messenger RNA from Cuscuta campestris, 2748 nucleotides. The record is from the annotation of a GenBank genome assembly. Lineage: Eukaryota; Viridiplantae; Streptophyta; Magnoliopsida; Solanales; Convolvulaceae.
CCUAAACCCUACUUUUCUCUCUCUCCCUAAACCCUACUUCUCCCUCUCUCUACUCGCACGGCUCAGCCGCUGCGCUCUUUCCCCCGUCUCUCCUUCUCUUCUGCCCUACGAGCUCGGAGGCGCUCUAAGCCUUCCCCUACCGUUACGUGAUCGUAUCAUUGUGCUCUUGUUGAUCUCUGUUAUGGCGUCCAAAGAUGUGCCCGAGGCAGUGCUACGGGAAUUUCAAGAACAGUUUGAUCGCCAACUUCUCUCCCAAACAUCAGCCAUGCAAACCCUAACCCAAACUGUGGAAAAGCUUCAGAGGCAGGUGGAGAUGGUUUCCGCUCGCGUUGACAAGUCGCCUCCCAGUUCCUCGGGUCUCCGUCACCAUGAUCAAGGUUCCGUCAUGUCCAAACUCAAGUUGGAUAUGCCUAAGACGGAUGGGACAGAUCCGAUUGGGUGGUUGUUCAAAGCUCACGAGUACUUUACCUUCUACGGGGUGGCCGACGAAUUACGUCUCCCGGCAGUUUCUCUGAUGCUCGAAGGCGCCGCCUUGGAUUGGUUUCGUUGGCGUCAGCGCAAUCAUUCCUUAUCCUCUUGGCCGGAUUUUGUUACGAAAUUCAAGUUGAGGUUUGACCCUAUCAAUUAUGUCGAUUUUUUGGGGGUACUGUCAAAGGUUCAACAGACGGGGUCGGUUUUGGCUUAUCAAGAGGCUUUCGAGAAGGUUCUGGUGAACGUUACCAACGUCGAUGAGGCCCAUCUUCAAUCCUUAUUCCAUGCCGGGUUGAAGCCUCACUUACAACAUGACGUGAUGCUGCAUAAGCCGGAUUCUCUUUCCGCAUCUUUCGCUCUGGCUCGGGAAUUCGAGUUGAAACAUCAAGCGUGGACCGCUACUUUGUCCCACCGUCCAGUCCCGUUUCGGGAGUCUGGCGCAGCCAAGCCAUCUGGGGGUCCAUCGCAGGCACCUCUCCUGCCCACGCCUGGUUCGAAGCCCGUACCCAACCCGCAGGUUUCCCCCAACCCUCCUAUUCGACGACUCUCUUUUGUAGAAAAAAAAGAGCGGGACGCUAAAGGAUUAUGCUACAACUGUGAUGAGAAAUGGGUGAAAGGCCAUCGUUGUGGUCGAUUUUUAUUAUUGCUCGAGGAUGAUGAAGACACAGAGGACAGCGCCCCUUCCCCGGCCGAUGACACGGUGAUUUCGGCAGACGUGUCCUCCCUCCAUAGCCUCGCCGGCGUGUCUGCUCCACGGUCCCUACGGUUGUCCGGCAUGCUUUCGGAGGUCGUGGUGGAUGUGUUGAUUGACAGUGGGAGCACCCAUAAUUUUAUCCAGCCUUCAAUUGUGGAGAAGUUGCGCCUGUCCGUCCGGGAGGUUGCUCCAUUCCGGGUGUACGUUGGCAACGGCGCGUCAUUGGUGUGCACUCAUCAGUGCUGUAACCUCGAUAUACUAUUGCAGGGUUUCUGUUUUACAGUGGACGUUUUUGUGCUUCCCAUUCACGGGCCGAAUAUGGUCUUGGGAGUUCAGUGGCUUCGUCUCCUUGGUAAGGUUACCCAUGACUAUGAUAAAUUGACUAUGGAUUUUGUUUGGCAGGGCAGGCCGGUUGCACUCCAGGGGGAUAGUUUGUCGCUGCGGCCGUUAUCGCUCCAUAAUUUCUACACCUUGAAUGCUGGUCAGGGCAUCGCUGAAUGUUAUGAAAUCGUGGUGACGCCUCAGCCCGGGGACUCCUUGGAGCAGACCACUUGUUUUCCAGCGGAUUUACCCCCGGAGAUUUUGGCAGUGUUGCAGCAGCAUGGGGCCGUGUUUGCCCAGCCCUCCGGCGUGUUUCCCCUACCCGACGACUUGGUGGAUGGCCGGCCGCCGUCCCAUCCAGUGCAGAUUCACGCCACCCGUUGGGUGCUACGACGUGGGGUUCGGGAGGAACAAUACUUGGUUUCGUGGAGCGAUAGCACGUUGGAUGAUGCAACCUGGGAGCCGGCUGCCCUCAUCCGGGAACAUUAUCCACAUUUACACCUUGAGGACAAGGUGGUUUCUGAAGGAAGGGAGAGUGAUACGGACGGCUCGACGAGGGAGGGUUUGCCAUCACUCGAUGAGUGAAGGACGGCAUUUUUUUGUUGCAUCUUUGAAUGUAUCAUGCUCAAGGGUAGGAGGAUUAGAGGAGAAAACAGAUGUAGCAUAGAGUUCGAGUUUAAAAAUUCCACUACAUGUGCGAGUUUGCAUGUGAUGCCGCGGUGGAGGUGGUGGAAGGGUAGGGAUUGGAUACGAUUUUGGAGUACAACGGGGUGUAGGAAGGGUUCCAAAUUAUAUUGGAGUAUCAGGUAAGAUAUUUAAUAUAAGUGGUUUCAGCUUUAAGUUGAGGAAUUAGAGGUGACCGAGGUGGGUUUUGGGGUAGGAUUAGGACAUGGAGGGAGAAUCGGGGUGGUGGGCAUUGUUUAAUGAAAAGUUUACUCCAUAUAGCACUAAGAGAUAGUGCAUUUCCAUGAAAACGGCUAAACACGUUUUAUUCCAUUGAUGGCACAUAAUUCAAUCAAUCGGUUCCGAAUGACCAAUUGCAAGAAUCCAGUUCUACGUGAUCAUAUGGAGCAUGUUAUUUCAAACUGUAAUUUUGUGCGAGAUGAAAUCAUGAUAUGCACCAAGACAACUCAUCAUGCUCCCUCUUCUAAGGCAGCUACCAGACACUCAUGAAAUCACUUCUGCCCGCUCCACUCCAGUACUUGUGUUCCAAUUUGUCCCUCUUUACCGUUGUUUAGCUUGCGGGAAAGAUAUUAUAAUCU